AUGACGAAGGAUAUAGAGCCCUCGAAUAUCGGUGGCAUCGUCAUCGCCAAGCCUUUGAGCAUCCCGUUCGAGGAACUCGUCGAGGAUUUCGCGGUCAGCGGCGUGGCCGAAGAGAAUCGACGAGAAUCUCUAUUCGAUGCUCUUGGUAGAGUCGGCAGUUUUGGGGAGCUUUGCGGUUCACGUUGCAAGGGAGAGGAGGUAGAUGGGAAAAGGGGUUCCACGGGUCUAGGAGAUCUGAAAUUCAGACCGGGCGGCGUAGACCGAAAUGAUGACGAUGACGAUGUCGAUCGUCUCUCUGAGGCUGUGGAGCCAGUACAUCUGGAGACUUGGAUUGCGAUGACACCCGGGGCCGUGAAGUUCCCGAGGGUGUGGAAGAUGGUAGAGCAGCACUUGAACGUCUUCCAAGGGCUAAAGAGGAGCCGCUUACACUUCUACGAGAGGAAGAAGUGA
Messenger RNA from Neurospora tetrasperma FGSC 2508, 450 nucleotides. RefSeq lists its product as uncharacterized. The record is from RefSeq and is a predicted model, not a curated record. The coding region runs from base 1 to 450 and encodes 149 amino acids. The transcript is spliced from 3 exons. Lineage: Eukaryota; Fungi; Ascomycota; Sordariomycetes; Sordariales; Sordariaceae.